Molecule: messenger RNA, 1808 nt
Organism: Cimex lectularius (bed bug)
Lineage: Eukaryota; Metazoa; Arthropoda; Insecta; Hemiptera; Cimicidae
Product: BSD domain-containing protein 1-A-like
Exons: 7
Coding region: 421-1170 (249 amino acids)
Cellular component (GO): cytoplasm
Source: RefSeq, a predicted model, not a curated record
AGUCUAUGCUCUAUGAAAUGAACAGCUGUUAGGGCGCAGAUGUCAACAAAGUAACUGUAAAUGUGUAUUUAUUGACCUCAUAUAUGUUUCUAUUUGUUACUAUCAAAUACUGGUGUCAUUCGCUUCAAAAAAUAUUUCUGAAGGUUGAUGUCAAGUUUUUAAUUUGAUCAUCGUUUUUGGAAUAUCACAAAUAGACGGGCGAAAUCCCGCUAGAAAUGGCCGAAGGGAGCUGGUGGUCCAGUUGGAUAAAUACUGCUAAGUCCAAGGGAGCAGAAGUUUUAGAAUUUGUUAAGAAAGAUUUCAAUGAGAUAUCAACAGUUGUCAAGAAUGAGGCUUGUGUUAUUGCAAAUCAUGCAGCAGUAGCUGUAAAAGAUUCUUUGCAGGGUAUAAUAUUAACGUGCUAUUAACUACUACUACUACAUGUGGAUACAAAAUCUGGACAAGGAAGAUUCAACAGCUACAUCUGUAAAAAAAUCAUUGUCUUCAUUCCUUGAUCAGAUCUCUGAUGUGUUUGUGCCUCCAUCAGAGGAUGACCAGGUCUAUGUACCUCUGGUUGUGAAAGAUGGAGAACCUGUACAGUUGUCACCUAUCCAAAUGAAGUUAUACACACUUAUAUCAUCAGAGGGGACAUAUACAACGCCUAUUGAAUUGGAAUUCAAAGAUAGAUUUGAAGCAUGGCUUAAAGUAUCUGAAGAAAUUUUCACUAAUGUUAAAUACUUAUCAAUUUCACUUGCUUCAAACUCUAAACUACAGGAUAAAUAUACACAGCUUGUUCCUGAUAAGGUGUCUCACUCUGAUUUCUGGAAGAGAUAUUUGUUCAGAAAAGCUCUGCUUGAGGAUACAGAAGCUGAACGAGAGCGUAAAGAAGCUAGGCGAGGGGAGGAAGAGAUAGAAAAAGAGAAAGAAAUAUGUAAUGAAGAUGACAUUCUUAACGACAUUGAUUUCAGAGCAAAUGUUGAGCUGACCGAGGAGGAGCAAACACAACUUCUUGCCCAAUACGAAGCAGAGAUAAAGAAUGAAUUUGAUGUUUCCACAAUUCGUACUCGAGAAAAAAAAGACCUUGUAAUUGUAGGGUCAAACCUUACUUCACAGGCUUCCACAUCAAGUAAAGAGAGCAGUACAGAUGGUGAAUGGGAAAAAGAAUUUGAACUGGAAGAUGAGAAAAACUGAACAGCUCAAUUACCCAUCUUAAAAUCUUUGGUUAUUUAAGCAUAUAGCAGGAAUUUACGACAAGGUGGUCAGCUAACAGUUCAUUUGAGUGACCAAAAUGCUGAAAAUAGACCUUUUGUAAUAAAAAGUUGAAAUUUCAAAUUUGUAUAAGUAUGGUUUAAUAAAAUUUCAUUAAUAUAGUUAAUUAAAUAUCAAUAAUAUAUAAUUUUUUGUAAGUUAAAUAUUACUCUGGUUUAGUUACUUUAUUUUUUGCACAUUUAAAAACUAUAAUUUAUGUAAUUAUUGAUAGUUUUGUUUUUAGAAUUAUUGACAAAUAUGUUUUCUGUCAACACAAAAAAAAUUGUUAAGACAAGUUUUAUAUUUAAUUGAACAAACACAUUUAUGUUACAAUUUUAUCGGAAAUUUUACAUAUGAAUAGUAUGCAUUGAAAUAUUUGAAACAAAUUCACAUGUUAGAAAAUAUGUGAUUAAGCUAAUGAUUUUUCAAAAGAAUAUUUUUAUCAUUCUUAUAGGCAUUAAUAAUUGUUGUCUGCCAUAUGACUUUAUACCAUGGCUACUACUGGCUAUGUCUAGUUGAUAAUCAAAAACAGAAGGACAAAGCCUACAUUGCUUUGAGUAAUAAAUUUUGAAUUAAUUUCA